AUGGCUAGUCUAGACGACGAGCAAAUAGGCGAGCUCCGGGAAAUAUUUCGAUCAUUUGACAUGAACAAUGAUAAUAGUUUAAGUCAACUCGAGUUCAACUCCCUGCUACGAUCCCUCGGGCUAAGCCCGAGUCCGGAUCAGCUCCAAGCAAUUACGGAGAAAGCCGAUACGAACAACAACGGUUUGAUCGAGUUCUCUGAGUUUUUAGCUCUUGUGGCGCCUGAGCUGGCCAGGUCUCCGUACAGUGAGAAGCAAAUGCGAGUGAUAUUCAAGAUGUUUGAUCGGGAUGGGGAUGGGUUCGUUACGGCGGAAGAGUUGGCUGAUUCGAUGGAGAGACUGGGACAUAAGUUGAGUAAGGAGGAGUUGACGGGGAUGAUCGAAGAAGCUGAUGCUGAUGGGGAUGGUCAGAUUAGUUUCCAGGAGUUUUCUCAGGUGUUGAGUUUUGCUGCUUUUCAAAACUCUUGGACAUGA
Molecule: messenger RNA, 471 nt
Organism: Daucus carota subsp. sativus
Lineage: Eukaryota; Viridiplantae; Streptophyta; Magnoliopsida; Apiales; Apiaceae
Product: probable calcium-binding protein CML18
Exons: 1
Coding region: 1-471 (156 amino acids)
Molecular function (GO): calcium ion binding
Source: RefSeq, a predicted model, not a curated record